Molecule: messenger RNA, 729 nt
Organism: Corticium candelabrum
Lineage: Eukaryota; Metazoa; Porifera; Homoscleromorpha; Homosclerophorida; Plakinidae
Product: actin-related protein 2/3 complex subunit 3-like
Exons: 7
Coding region: 75-599 (174 amino acids)
Biological process (GO): Arp2/3 complex-mediated actin nucleation; regulation of actin filament polymerization
Cellular component (GO): Arp2/3 protein complex; cytoskeleton
Molecular function (GO): actin filament binding
Source: RefSeq, a predicted model, not a curated record
ACCCAGAGCAGCUUUAAAAUUGAUAUCUACUUUACGUUUGUCGUUCCGAUUGUCUAGAAAGCAACUUUACGGCCAUGCCUGCAUAUCAUUCAUCUUUCAACGGUCAGCAAUACAGACUGCUGGCAAACAUGGCUCUGUUGCCGAUAAACACAACAUUCAAGGGUCCAGCACCGAGGGGCGAUGGUAGCAUGGACAUUGUCGAGGAAGCACUUUACUAUUUCAAAGCGAAUGUCUUCUUUAAGAACUACGAGAUCAAGGGUGAGGCAGAUCGAGUGUUGAUGUAUCUGACUUUGUACACCACGGAAUGCCUGAAAAAGAUGACAAAGUGUCGAACUAAGAAUGAUGCUCUGAAAGAAAUGAACACGCUAGCUUUGGCUAAUUUUCCGAUUCCCGGAGAUCCAAACUUUCCUCUCAACUCGUUUUUUACCAAGGCCAAAGACAGAGCAGAAGGAGAUCAAAUGGCUCAAUACCUGUUGCAACUUCGCCAGGAGUUAGGUGCACGUCUCGUCCCCAAAGUAUUCGAAGGUGAUAAGCCGAGCAAGUGGUGGCUGUGUUUUUCAAAGAAAAAGUUCAUGGAUAAGACUCUGGCUGCAAAAUGAGUGUAGAUGUGAGUGACCACUUUGUUAUGCAUGAACUGGAUUGUUAUAGAUUGGUCUGUAGAAGUAGACGUGGUGUGAUUAGGUGCUUGUUAGUAAACACUCUGGUAAAUGUGCAUUCAGUUUAUUUCUG